GUUCCCCACGACGCCGCAGGCAGCGCUCGUGUGCCAGUCUUCUUGCAGCGGGCGCGUGGCCGGCUGCUUGUUGCAGUGCGCGGUGCGAACCAUCACACGCGAGUUCGCGGUCAUAGGCUCGAACGAACAUCGAAAUCGACGGUCAGUGCGGUGACCAUGAUGAUGGACAACGGGGUGAUAACAAAUAACUAUGAGUACGGCGAUGGGUACAUGGAACAGGAGGAAGAAUGGGAACGGGAGGGUCUACUAGACCCGGCUUGGGAGAAGCAACAGAAAAAGACCUUCACAGCAUGGUGCAACAGCCACCUGAGGAAAGCUGGCACCGGCAUCGAAAACAUCGACGAAGAUUUCCGCAAUGGCCUGAAACUAAUGCUUUUGCUGGAAGUCAUCUCCGGCGAAACUCUGCCCAAGCCUGACCGCGGCAAGAUGCGAUUUCACAAGAUUGCCAAUGUCAACAAAGCACUAGACUUCAUUGCCUCCAAAGGCGUGAAGUUGGUAUCGAUCGGUGCUGAAGAAAUCGUUGAUGGCAACCUUAAGAUGACUCUUGGUAUGAUCUGGACUAUCAUUCUAAGAUUCGCCAUCCAGGACAUAUCAGUGGAAGAAAUGACUGCUAAGGAAGGUCUGCUACUGUGGUGUCAACGCAAGACAGCACCAUACAAGAACGUCAACGUCCAGAAUUUCCACCUGUCUUUCAAGGACGGCCUUGCGUUCUGCGCACUUAUCCACAGACACAGGCCCGAUCUCAUCGACUACAGCAAACUGUCAAAGGACAAUCCACUGGAGAACUUAAACACGGCCUUCGAUGUGGCCGAGAAAUACCUAGACAUCCCCCGCAUGUUGGACCCUGAUGACCUUAUAAACACACCAAAGCCGGACGAGCGCGCCAUUAUGACUUAUGUGUCGUGUUACUACCACGCGUUCCAAGGCGCGCAGCAGAACACCGCGAUGCCAGACGAAAGGGCGGUCAUGACAUACGUCUCGUCGUACUACCAUUGCUUCUCUGGCGCUCAAAAGGCUGAAACCGCCGCGAACCGCAUCUGCAAAGUUCUCAAAGUAAAUCAAGAGAACGAACGCCUAAUGGAAGAGUACGAACGUCUCGCCAGCGACUUGCUGGAUUGGAUCCGGCGCACGAUGCCUUGGCUAAACAGUCGCCAGACUGAUAACUCACUCGCUGGCUGCCAAAAGAAGCUGGAAGACUAUCGUACUUACAGGCGUAAACACAAGCCUCCCCGUGUUGAACAGAAGGCCAAGUUGGAGACCAACUUCAACACGCUGCAGACCAAGUUGCGUUUGUCCAAUCGACCUGCUUACAUGCCCACCGAAGGCAAAAUGGUUUCGGACAUCGCUCAAGCAUGGAAGGGUCUGGAAAUUGCUGAGAAGGCAUUCGAGGAAUGGCUCCUCAGCGAGAUGAUGCGCCUUGAGCGCCUUGAAUAUCUCGCCCAGAAAUUCAAGCACAAAGCCGAUAUCCAUGAAGACUGGACCAGAGGUAAAGAGGAAAUGUUGCAGUCUCAGGACUUCCGCCAAUGCAAGUUGAACGACAUCAAGGCCCUAAAGAAGAAGCACGAGGCGUUCGAGUCCGACCUCGCCGCGCACCAAGACCGCGUCGAACAAAUCGCGGCCAUUGCACAGGAACUCAACACGCUGGAGUACCACGAGGUGGGCGCGGUGAACGCGCGCUGCCAGCGCAUCUGCGCGCAGUGGGACCGCCUGGGCGCGCUCACGCAGCGCCGCCGCGCCGCGCUCGACGACGCCGCGCGCGUGCUCGAGCAGGUCGACCUGCUGCACCUCGAGUUCGCCAAGCGCGCCGCGCCCUUCAACAACUGGUUGGACGGAACCCGCGAGGAUCUAGUGGACAUGUUCAUCGUCCACACGAUUGAAGAAAUCUCCGGCCUUAUGGACGCCCACGCUCGCUUCAAGGCCACGCUCGGUGAAGCCGAUAAGGAAUACCAGGCAAUAGUAAGCCUGGUACACCAAGUGGAGUCCAUCGUCAAACAGCACCAGAUCCCUGGUGGGCUGGAGAACCCCUACACUACUCUCACUGCGCACGAACUAAACCGCAAGUGGUCGGACGUGAGGCAACUGGUACCACAGCGGGACGGCACGCUCGCCGCGGAACUCCGCAAACAACAGAACAACGAGGCUCUUCGCCGCCAGUUCGCGGAGAAGGCCAACGCGGUCGGACCCUGGAUCGAGAGACAGAUGGACGCUGUCACCGCUAUCGGCAUGGGCCUACAGGGCUCUCUGGAAGAUCAAUUGCACAGGCUGAAGGAAUACGAAGCCGGCGUAUACGCAUACAAACCACAUAUCGAGGAGCUCGAGCGCAUCCACCAGGCUGUACAAGAGGGCAUGAUCUUCGAGAACAAGUAUUCACAAUACACAAUGGAGACACUACGAGUCGGUUGGGAACAGUUGCUUACGUCAAUCAACCGCACCAUCAACGAAGUGGAGAACCAAAUACUCACGCGCGACUCAAAGGGCAUCACACAAGAUCAGCUCACAGAGUUCCGCUCCUCGUUCAACCACUUCGACAAAAACCGCACUGGCCGCCUAGCACCCGAAGAGCUGAAGUCUUGCCUGGUGUCGUUAGGUUACAGCAUCGGCAAAGACAGACAAGGAGAACUCGACUUCCAACGCAUACUCGCCGUCGUCGAUCCCAACAACACAGGUUACGUAUCGUUCGAUGCGUUCCUGGACUUCAUGACGAGGGAAUCCACAGACACAGACACUGCUGAACAGGUCAUCGACAGCUUUAGGAUCUUAGCUGGUGAUAAGCCGUACAUCACGGCGGAGGAGCUGCGGCGCGAGCUGCCGCCCGACCAGGCCGAGUACUGCGUGGCGCGCAUGCCGCCGUACCGCGGGCCCGGCGCGCCGCCCGCCGCGCUCGACUACAUGGCCUUCUCCACCGCGCUCUACGGCGAGACAGACCUCUAGAUACAGGUCGCAGGAGUAACCGAAGAAGGGAGAACGUCGCUGCCGCCGCCGCCGCGCCCAGCCAUACACUAACCACUUCGGCCCGAGAUAUCACUCGGUGUUGGCGUCACGAUUCACAAAGAUUAUUUCCCUUACAUUGACCAACAAUACCUAAAUCGCCCUAAAACCUGUCAAUGUAACGCAAACAAUUUUUGUGAUUAAUAUUAGUCUAUUAAACAGUUCUAUAUCAAAUAUGUGCAAUGUUCAAACCAAAAAUGCCAUUAACUUUCAUACAGUAAACUCUUCUCCCUAAUGUUUAUAGUAACCUUUUGGCUCAAAUCAGAGGAAUCACUAUGUUUACAACUCUCUAUUUAUACAUUUAGUAUUAGGUACUUUUUAACUUUUAUAUGAAAUCCUCAGAAAGUCACAAGAAACUUAUGUGUAAGAUAAAAUGGUGCUAAUGUUAGGCUUGACUAAUGUGUGACACCAAAAUAAGACUCAUUCACAUUGUGAGAAUGUUGUUAUAUUUUUUUUAUUUAUAAGCAAACAUUAUUUAUACAAGUUUAAUUUUUGAUUACUGCCACUAGUAAUUAUUAGUAUUUGGAUGGUAAGUACCUAGGGACAGUGUAUUGUCCCUAGGUAAGUAUACUACAUUAUUUUAAGUUGUCAAAAUUUAUAAAUAUUGCAGGGAAGUGUCACACAAAUUAUUUAUAUCACACUGAAUGCCAUUACUUGCCUGCAAUCUAUUUAUUUGUCAUGUUGAAUAUCAUUUUUAUAUGCGUUUGUGCGAGUAUUUUGGUAAGAGUACUCAAAAUAAAUGAUCUGCCAUAUUUUUUGUCUUUUAAUGUUGACUGCUCUGUUCCAACCAAUUACAAUAGUAAUGACAAGGUAGAGGGAUAGAAAUUAAGAAUGGAUUAUGUGCCCAAAAACGUAUACUAACUCGAAUGUACAGCUAAUUUAAUAAAGAGCUCUUAAACACA
Messenger RNA from Galleria mellonella (greater wax moth), 3890 nucleotides. RefSeq names its product alpha-actinin, sarcomeric (gene Actn). Gene Ontology annotation, biological process: muscle cell development; actin cytoskeleton organization. NCBI's taxonomy places the organism in Eukaryota, Metazoa, Arthropoda, Insecta, Lepidoptera, Pyralidae. Bases 157 to 2931 code for a protein of 924 amino acids. The record is from RefSeq and is a predicted model, not a curated record. Gene Ontology annotation, molecular function: calcium ion binding; actin filament binding. The transcript is spliced from 21 exons. Gene Ontology annotation, cellular component: Z disc; cell projection; plasma membrane.